UUUUUGCAUUUGACGAAUUUUAUGUUUAAAUUGUGCCACCAGUCAGCAAUCUCUGACGCACCACUUUUUAUGUAUGUACGCCGGCUUAUGUAGGUGCUAUGAUUUUGCUAGUACUCCAUCUCCUGCUCCUCACCACCUGCCAGGGCUAUCGCGACCGCAAGCCGCAGCCGCACUACCCCAAGAAUUCCCUGUUCUGGGCCACCGACUUCUUCGUCCAUGGCUGCGAGAACUUUCUGAAGAAGUGUCCUGCCUUCUACAGGCAGCAACCGAUUUGCGCUAUGAGUUACAACGGCGAGUACAAAAACUUUGAGAACUACUGUAAAAUGCUCUACCUCAACUGUAACACUUGGAAUAAUUGGCGCAUUUACAAACGCGAGAGAUGCUAAAAUAAAUGGAUUAUACAGAAAA
This is a messenger RNA of Aricia agestis (brown argus), 408 nucleotides long. RefSeq lists its product as uncharacterized. The record is from RefSeq and is a predicted model, not a curated record. Bases 99 to 386 code for a protein of 95 amino acids. The transcript has 4 exons. Lineage: Eukaryota; Metazoa; Arthropoda; Insecta; Lepidoptera; Lycaenidae.